Messenger RNA from Symbiodinium sp. CCMP2592, 1218 nucleotides. The record is from the annotation of a GenBank genome assembly. Lineage: Eukaryota; Dinophyceae; Suessiales; Symbiodiniaceae.
AUGGCAGCUAUUGUUCAGCGCGAGUAUACCCAACCUAUGAAAUACUUCUUGACCGCUGCUUGUCUAAGUUUGGACGGGUACGUUUGCCAGUCAUUUUUUGAGUUGGCCAAUUCGAAGUUCCAGAAUCCAUCGAACCAGGAAGGUGCUGAACGGGUGGUAAAUGGAAUCCGCCCCUUCCUGGAAGCGAACUUGCAGGACAUCCAAGCUGAUCCGGCUCGUGGCCUUGUGCGGGAUGCUCCAGCAGGCUCUGCAAACGCGAGCAAGGCUCGGGAUGCUGCUUUGUGCCGGAACUUUUAUCUGCUGAAGCCUUUCAUCGUCAAGAGCAUUGCCCCGGACAUUGGCAUUCCAAACUUGGGUGACUUUAAGGUUGGCCUUGUGCACCUGUCGUGUGUGUACCAGCUGCACCCGAGUGUGCGCAGAAGGGGAGGCAAAGCAGCUGUGAAGGACUGGUCCUACCAGGAGGGGGCUAAGAUACGGCAGUUGCUAUCAAACCUCCAGCGUGUCACACGCCGCACUAUUCAUGCCAAGUCAACGAAGACUGCCAUUUUGAAGAGGCUCUUUGCUGUGAAAAUGGAGUGGUUGACUGAGGAGUCCCUCGCGGCGGUCGAAGCGGAGAAUCCCGAAAGUGGCAGUGAUGCCGAGGAGCCUGAGGCGCUGGAAGACGGGGUGUCGGAUCCGGAGGAGGAGGAGGAGGAGGAAGCCCAGGAAGAGAGUUCAGAGACUGCAAGCAUCCAACCCCGAAAUCUGGAAGGUGAUAUCCCACAUCCGACGGAGAUUGCCGGGGAAGAGGAGCUUGCUGAUCUCGAGUCAAACGAAGAGUUUGCUGGCCCAGAGGAUGUCCCACAUCCCAUGGAGAUCGUCGGGGAAGAGGGGCUCGCUGAACUGGAGUCACAGGAGUUUGCUGGCCCAGAGGAUGUUCCGUCUCCUGUGGACAUGGUCGAGGGAGAGGGGCUGGCCAAACUGGUGUCGAAGGAUGAUCGAAAGCCACUUGUGGCAUGUGCUGCGGAGCUGCCUGCAGAGCUUCGAGAUCUGCUACUAGAGGAUACGAAAGUUAUCGAUGCAAACUCUGUGCUACCCCAGCAGCGGCAGAUCAAGAAAGCUUAUAAGGCUGAAUGUGCUCGCAAGAAGGCUGGAUUUGUUUGGAAAGUGUCAUUCUUGCAUGGGCAAUACCUUCAACAUAUAAGGCUUCAGACCACUCGUUUCGCAGCAGGCUGGUGA